CUCCAGCGCCCGGCGCGCCAAGGCGGCUAUCGAGCGAGCGAGCGUGCAGCCGCCGCCGCCCCGAGCACCCGCAGCUCCGGCGCCGCGGCGAGACCGGAGGAGAACCCACCGACCGACGGACCCUCGCAGCCGCGGCAUCCCGGAGGAGAACAUGCUUGCCAAUUCAGCCAGUGUGCGGAUUCUCAUCAAGGGAGGCAAGGUUGUGAAUGAUGACUGCACCCACGAGGCUGACGUCUACAUUGAGAACGGCAUCAUCCAGCAGGUGGGCCGUGAGCUCAUGAUCCCCGGAGGGGCCAAGGUGAUUGAUGCCACUGGGAAACUGGUGAUCCCUGGAGGCAUCGACACCAGCACCCACUUCCACCAGACCUUCAUGAACGCCACAUGCGUGGACGACUUCUACCACGGGACCAAGGCAGCACUAGUUGGAGGUACCACCAUGAUCAUCGGCCAUGUCCUGCCUGACAAGGAGACCUCCCUUGUGGAUGCCUACGAGAAGUGCCGGGGUCUGGCUGACCCCAAGGUCUGCUGUGACUACGCCCUCCAUGUGGGGAUCCCCUGGUGGGCACCCAAGGUGAAAGCAGAAAUGGAGACCCUGGUGAGGGAGAAGGGUGUCAACUCGUUCCAGAUGUUCAUGACCUACAAGGACUUGUAUAUGCUUCGGGACAGCGAACUGUACCAAGUGUUUCACGCUUGCAAGGAUAUUGGGGCGAUCGCCCGGGUCCAUGCUGAAAAUGGGGAGCUCGUGGCCGAGGGUGCAAAGGAGGCGCUAGAUUUGGGUAUCACAGGCCCAGAAGGAAUUGAGAUCAGCCGUCCAGAGGAGCUGGAAGCAGAAGCCACUCACCGAGUUAUCACCAUUGCAAACAGAACUCACUGUCCCAUCUACCUGGUCAACGUGUCCAGCAUCUCGGCCGGUGACGUUAUUGCAGCUGCUAAGAUGCAAGGGAAGGUCGUGCUGGCCGAGACCACCACUGCGCACGCCACACUGACGGGCUUACACUACUACCACCAGGACUGGUCCCACGCAGCCGCCUACGUCACAGUGCCUCCCCUGAGACUGGACACCAACACGUCAACCUACCUCAUGAGCCUGCUGGCCAAUGAUACUCUGAACAUUGUGGCGUCAGAUCACCGGCCUUUCACCACGAAGCAGAAAGCUAUGGGCAAGGAGGACUUCACCAAGAUCCCACACGGCGUGAGCGGUGUGCAGGACCGCAUGAGCGUCAUCUGGGAGAGAGGAGUGGUUGGAGGAAAGAUGGAUGAGAACCGUUUUGUGGCUGUUACCAGUUCCAAUGCAGCGAAGAUUCUCAACCUGUAUCCCCGCAAGGGCCGCAUCAUCCCUGGAGCCGAUGCCGACGUGGUGGUGUGGGACCCAGAAGCUACAAAGACCAUCUCAGCCAGCACCCAGGUGCAAGGAGGAGACUUCAACCUGUACGAGAACAUGCGCUGCCAUGGUGUCCCACUGGUCACCAUCAGCCGGGGGCGGGUCGUGUAUGAGAAUGGCGUCUUCAUGUGCGCUGAGGGCACCGGCAAGUUCUGCCCCUUGAGGUCCUUCCCAGACACUGUCUACAAGAAGCUGGUCCAGAGAGAAAAGACCUUAAAGGUGAAGGGAGUGGACCGCACUCCCUACCUGGGGGAUGUAGCUGUUGUUGUGCAUCCUGGGAAAAAAGAGAUGGGAACGCCACUCGCAGACACUCCUACCCGGCCUGUUACCCGGCACGGAGGCAUGAGGGACCUUCAUGAAUCCAGCUUCAGCCUCUCUGGUUCUCAGAUCGAUGACCAUGUUCCAAAGCGAGCCUCAGCUCGGAUCCUCGCUCCCCCCGGAGGCAGGUCAAGUGGCAUUUGGUAAAGGCACUGACCAGCCCCCCAAGUGAAGAUGCACCACUGCCACCAGCCCACACGCCCUCCGGCCACAGCUGCAGGGGGCGGGAGAGGCCGGGCUGGGCAGCGCACCACCUGAGGGGGCCCUGGGACACGGGGAGCCCUCCCCACGUCUGACACGUGAUUCACUGUGCUUCGAGCCGACCCUAACAGGCACUUUGAGAUGUGUUCCUCCUGCUGCAGUCCUUUCCUGCCUUGGCCUCGGCAGGCUUCCCGGGGGCCCAUGCUAUGCACAGAGCCCAAUGCAUAGAGCCUGGCCCCGCCCCUCCUCUCACACCCGCCUCUGGGCUGGCCUUGGGAAAGCCCAACCUUAGUGCCCUGCCCCUGGCUGACCCGCCAGCUGUCCAGAGCACUUUAGCAGAUGUGUUUUAAAAGAAAAGGACUCCCUCCCCCAUCCCCUUCGGCCCAGUGGUCACUUUCCCCAAGUCAGACCGGUGUUGGCAUCCCAGCCAUGCCCAGGACGUCCCGUUAUUCCCCACUCAUCUCCCGCCCCUGUUUGGUUGUGGCUGGGACACUCUGCGCCCUUUGCCAGCUGCUUCCUCUCUGCCAACCCCCAGGAGUCCCAGGCCCAGAUGGGCUGUCCGGGCGGGCAUGAGGCUGGUGCCAGGCGCGUGUAUAUGAUUUUGUUUUGCACGUUUGGUUUGCGCAGUGGUUUGGUUUGACUUGUUUGUGCAUCCUGUGAAAAAUGACGGUGCUUCGUGUCACUAGCAUAGCAUAGAAACAGCAAUAGAUGUGGACCUUAGGAGAUGCUGCAUCGACACCAACCAGACAGCCUAGGGCACCGCUGACAGGGGUGAGAGGGGGGUACUGGACUCGAGGGCCCUUUUUCUCCCUUCCUGGAGUCUUCCUGUCCCUCCCCUCCCCUCUUGGUCUAGUUUCCUGCAUCCUGAGAGGGUGCCCGGGAUGCUGGCCCUGCAGACCUUCAGGGAGCAGGGUGGCCUUUCCCAUCUCUGGCCCUGGUCACUCCCAGCACUGACCCCACACACACACCCAGCCGCCUGUAGGCUUCCGCCUACUGGACAGAGGCCCCGCCACUCCUCCGUGUGAUUGGCGAGAGGCCUCAUGCCUGCUAAGAGAGGUGGGGGUGGGACUUGGGGGAGCAGCCUGGCUAGAUGCCAGGUGGGAGGCCAGGCCAGCAGGACCUGGCUGUAGCCCACAGCGCUGCUCAGGGGCUGCAGUCUCCUGUGGUCAGCACCUCACCCUAACCUGUCUGUGGCCUCCAUCUCCUCCCAGUUGGGCCCUCCCUGCCUCCAAAGCUCCAGGUGGUUUCCAUGGAAACACUAGAGGCUGCCCUUGGUAAGCCUUGUUCCCCCCUCGGGGAGUGACAUCAUGUUGCACACUUGGUCUGAGCACCCGGGCUGACACGCGGCUCCUGGACUCUUGGGCCGGUGGUCAUACCCGGCACAUUUCUGUAGUGCUUUUCACAUUGUCAAAGCCCUUUCAUGUAUGAGCUCUCAAUUGCUCCUCAUGAUAACAAAGUGUGUAUUAUUCUCCCCAUUUCGCAGCUGUGGCCCAGAAAGCUUAGGCCUUCUGACUCCGGAAAUGUCCAGGACUGCCCUUAAGAGCUUGGCUGUGUACCCUAGCUGUGGACAGGAGGAGUGGAGUGACAUCUCUUGCAGAUCCCACCUGAGAGUUUAACCAACUAAAAGACUUACUCUCCCAGUAGGCAUUCUGCUUUGUUUUGCACAGGUAGAUAAAUUUUUCUUGUAAACAAACUGACGCGUAUCACUGUUUGAGCCGGAGCCAGUUACUCGUUGGCAGCCUGCCACGUGGUUUGAGCGGUCCCCACAUUCUCACUUCUCCACUCAUGCUCCUCUUCCUCACUCAGGGGCUGAGAGGACUGAGACACUAACCCAGGAAGCAGAGGCAACAAAGACACUCAUGGAGGGUGGUGGCCAUGGGGACAGUCGGUGGGGUCUGAGCCUAGGAAAUUGUGUGACACUGACCCCGUGGUACAGUGCGCAUCGUCUUUAUCCCUUUCAGCCCUUGCUGGGUCAUGGGCCUUGGGCAGAUGCCAAAGAGCCAAGCAGUGGUGGUGGCCAGGGGGCAGAGCAUCCCUGCUUGGGCUAGGAAAGCUUUACCUUCUCUGAGUGCCUCCGCCCGAGAGAUGCGUGGUCCGUGGCUCUGGGAGACCACAUGUUGGUGUGGUCCAUCGAAGGCCUUCCGCUUCAUUCACCCCCGACCCUUACAUAGACCCACCCUUGCCCAGGAGCUUCUAGAUGAAAAUCAGAAGGAGGUUCAAGGAACCAAAUGAAAGGUCACCCCCUGCCACCCAUUCCCUGCCCCUGUGCCGAGCUCCAGCCAGCCCCAUCACCAGCCCCACUGGCUCUUGGUUGGAAUGAAAAGGGUCUCUGGUUGCACUGAAUGCAGCUCUCAAACUGGUCUUGUACUUGCUGAAUAAAUACUGUUGUUCUUGCCUUAGCUGCUCUCUAGGUUUGUGGGGUUAAGUUACCAGAAAAUUGUGCUACUGUGUGUGCGUGUGCGUGCGCGUGUGUGUAGUGCUAGGAGUCCGCAGUAGGUCUCGGUCAAGCCAGUGCCGUGAUGAGGGCUUUUCCGAUACUGACCCAGAAACCACAGAACCACUCGGAAACCCAAACCCCCUCCAGCUGCCCAGGUGGCAGGCACAGCCUGGGGUCGGGAUGGAGCCUCCAGCACCCAAGUGACUUCCUCACUCCUCUGUAAAUGUCAUGGUGCUAAGAUUGUGUCAACCCCAAGAUGACACAUGGUCCUGUGCUUUGGCCACCUGACUGAGGCAAAAACAAAACAGCCCGACUCGUUGUGUUCUGGUGCAGGUUUGUAUUAAACUGUAGCUACUUCUCA
Molecule: messenger RNA, 4698 nt
Organism: Balaenoptera musculus (blue whale)
Lineage: Eukaryota; Metazoa; Chordata; Mammalia; Artiodactyla; Balaenopteridae
Gene: DPYSL5
Product: dihydropyrimidinase like 5
Exons: 13
Coding region: 152-1846 (564 amino acids)
Cellular component (GO): cytosol; cytoplasm
Molecular function (GO): hydrolase activity, acting on carbon-nitrogen (but not peptide) bonds, in cyclic amides
Source: RefSeq, a predicted model, not a curated record